Molecule: messenger RNA, 1657 nt
Organism: Ceratina calcarata
Lineage: Eukaryota; Metazoa; Arthropoda; Insecta; Hymenoptera; Apidae
Gene: Rab5
Product: RAS oncogene family member Rab5
Exons: 6
Coding region: 755-1399 (214 amino acids)
Molecular function (GO): GTP binding; GTPase activity
Source: RefSeq, a predicted model, not a curated record
CGAUGUAGCGAUGUCAAAUUAAGAUAUUGGUCGGUGGUGGCGCCAUUCUCUGAUCGUGUUCAUCGAAAUGCGCCAUUUCCCACUCGAGGAAAAAGAAAACGACAUUGAAGAAAGGUACUCUUGGAGGAUCUUCCUAGAUUGAAGUCUAUUCAUCGUUGUUCAUCGUUUCUUCGUAAUCUCACGCACGAUAGCUGGUAAUUGACUGAUUCACUGAUCGAUCAGUGGAACCUUCGCGUGAUCGUGACUUUCGGAUUUGACGUUGUAAAUGAAAGUGUCGCAGCUCUGUGUGUCUCGUGUGCGUGAUUCGGACUCUAAACCUUGAUUCGUUUUAGUGCGAUCGCGAUCAUCUUCGAUUCGAAAUUUCAUUCAUUAGGUUAGAGCAACAUCGUUACCGUCCGUCUUGUCCGUAAAGUGCUACAUAUUCUAAACAGUUGUUACUUAGCAAAAAGUGGUAAUAAAACGUAUUCCUUGAACGGAAAAAAGGGGAGUGUGAAAAAAUCAACAAGCUUCCUAUAGUCGUGUAUCUGCCCUGUGUGUACCAACCGGAGCUGUCAUAAAUGUACACAUUCUAUAUAGAUUGCACGAUCUAUGCUCGGUUAGUGGGCCGAUUUACUCAAGACAAGUGAUCGUAUCUAACGCGCGGCAGUGAAUUGACAUUAAUCAUCGUCGCGCGGUGUUGUGCACCCAUCGAUCGUCUAAAAAGCUAGUGCCGCAUUCUUAUUCGACGGCGAGCUUACUCACGCAGCAGGUGAUCAUGGCUAAUCGGGGUACAGCCCAGAGGCCAAAUGGUUCAACACAAGGGAAAAUCUGUCAGUUCAAACUGGUGCUACUUGGGGAAUCAGCUGUAGGAAAAUCAAGUCUUGUUUUGAGGUUUGUUAAAGGACAGUUCCAUGAGUAUCAAGAAAGUACUAUUGGAGCUGCAUUUUUAACACAAACAGUAUGUCUGGACGAUACCACUGUAAAGUUUGAGAUUUGGGAUACAGCAGGACAAGAACGUUAUCACAGUCUUGCACCAAUGUAUUACAGAGGUGCACAAGCAGCUAUUGUUGUAUAUGAUAUAACAAAUCAGGACACAUUUGUACGUGCCCAAACGUGGGUUAAGGAAUUGCAGCGGCAAGCCAGUCCAAGUAUAGUCAUAGCAUUAGCUGGAAAUAAAGCUGAUCUUGCAAAUAAAAGAGUUGUGGAAUUCGAUGAAGCGCAAACAUAUGCAGAUGAAAAUGGCCUUCUUUUCAUGGAAACUUCGGCCAAAACAGCAAUGAAUGUUAAUGAUAUAUUCUUGGCAAUUGCUAAAAAACUUCCAAAGAAUGAACAAUCAGGAAGUGCAAGCACAAGUGGUCAAGGUCGUCGAUUAGUCGAAACGGAAGGACAAAAGGCAGCGACUGGUAAUUGUUGCAAGUGAUUAUCCAAAUCUAUUUGUACCAUAAUCAACAAAUAUAAAUACACCAUGAGUGUGUCUGCAAUGAAUUUGAGUGGAAUAUAAAACGAUGGGAUAAACCACUAUACUGGAAUGGGAGAUGAACUGUGUGGGACGAACAUUUUUCCUGAGUGAUUACUGACAAAAAUGCAUGUAUCACAUUGCAUUCGACGAUAUAUCAACUAUUUUGAAUAUCAGAUCAAAAAAAAAGAAGAAAAAGCAAGUGACACAGACAGGAAUCAA